Molecule: messenger RNA, 2976 nt
Organism: Strongyloides ratti
Lineage: Eukaryota; Metazoa; Nematoda; Chromadorea; Rhabditida; Strongyloididae
Product: Calsyntenin-1
Exons: 2
Coding region: 1-2976 (991 amino acids)
Biological process (GO): positive regulation of synaptic transmission; homophilic cell-cell adhesion; positive regulation of synapse assembly
Cellular component (GO): cell surface; postsynaptic membrane
Molecular function (GO): calcium ion binding; X11-like protein binding; amyloid-beta binding
Source: RefSeq, a predicted model, not a curated record
AUGAUUCAUUUUGUACUUUACUUUUAUGUGCUGUUUGCCAUAACUAUUGCUUUAAAUAAUGGUUAUCAUCCUACACACCAUCGGGUUCCUAUUAUUAAUACCCAUGGAGCUGAUAUGGUUAUAGGAAAAAUUCGUGAAGAUCAAAGAAUUGUUGAAAUUGUACCUAAACUUGAAAUUGUCUCUGAAACUGGACCAGUUUGUACUUAUGAAAUUUAUAAUGAUAACAAACCUUCUGAAAUUCCAUUUGAAUUUGAGGUUAUUGAUGAGGAACAAGGAUAUGCUAUUUUACAUGUUAAAGAAAAUUAUGUUCUUGAUUGCCAUCAAAAUGAAUUUACUUUCCGUCUUGUGGCUGUAAGAUGUGGUGGUGAAAAAGCUAAAUCUGAGCCUGUACCUAUUAAAAUUACCGUUUCCGAUGUCAAUAAUUAUGCCCCGGAAUUUGAUGCACCAUGGUAUACUUAUGAAAUUGAGGAAGGAACUAUUAAUACAGAGAUAGCACGACUAUAUGCUAAAGAUAAAGAUUGUGGACAUCCUUAUGGUGAAAUUUGCAAAUAUGAGAUUAAUAACAAUUUAGAAAAUUCUCCAUUUACAAUUAACGACCAAGGAAUUAUAUCUAAUACUCGUCCACUUAAUUAUUCAUCUACUGAUUCACAUAUUUUAACUAUAACUGCACAAGAUUGUGGUAUGAAAAAAUCUAAAUCUAUUUUAGUUACAAUAAAAGUUUAUCGUAAAUGUAUUGAUGAAGUUACCUCAAUACCAGAUGUUAUUUUUAAUGAUAAUAAAAAAGAUGAUAUGGUACGUAUUGCUGAUGUUGCUGAUAUUAUUACAUGCCCAAAAAGUGAAGAAAAUUGUAAAUCAUCUAGCGUGAAAGCCAUAUUUACCGGAACUUUUAAAGGAAGAUGUAAUAAACCAAUGUUUGAUGAUGCUAUUAAAGGAUGUAACUUAAAUAAAAAUACAAUCAAUUUACUACCAAGACCAAAGAUGGUUGAAAAAGAUUUAUCAUAUAAUAAUGAUAAUAAUAAAUUAAAACCAACUUUACCGGCAUCAAUUUAUACUGGUGAGGAAGGAAAUGAAAAAUAUGUUUUUGAUGGAAAAACUAAUACAGCAAUUGUCCCUAGCACUGAAAUUAUACCUCCUCGUUUCUUUUUAACAUUUUCUAUGAAACAUGAUAAAGGAAAUAAAGAAGACCAAAAAAUAAAACAAAAUAUUUUAUGUGAAUCUGAUGGUUCUCAUUUAAAUAGACAUCAUUUUGCAGUUUAUAUAAGACAUUGUAAAUUAGAAUUAUUAAUGAGACGUGAAGCUAAAAAUUCAGAUCCUGAAUUUAAAUCAGCUGAAUGGAGAUGGCAUUUAGAUGAAGUUUGUGAUAAUCAAUGGCAUACAUAUGUUAUUAAAUUUAAUAAUCUUGAUAAUGUAGAACUUUUUGUAGAUGGUAAUAAAUUUAAUAACAAUGAAAGAAAUCCUGAAAUAUUAGAUGAUUGGCCUUUACAUAAAACUGAAAAUCUUAAAACUAAAUUAGUUGUUGGUGCAUGUUGGCAUGGACGUACUGAAGAAAUGGUUCAACAUUUUAAAGGACAAUUAUCUUCUAUGUAUCUUCUUCCUAAUGAUGUUGAAGAGGAUGAAAAAAUUGAUUGUUUAGGAAAAUGUUCUGAAGAAUUUAAUUAUGAUUAUUCUGAACCACUUGGAAAUGGACAAAAAGUUAUUAUUGAUCAUAAUAUUGUUACACUUGAAGCUUUAAAUGUUGAUGACUUAGUUGAUAUGAUGGCUAAAAUAACUUAUAAAAACACUCAAAAAUAUAUAAUUCCUGGUAAUAGAACUGUUACAAUUGAUGUAGAAAUGAAUUGUGAUAAUGGUGAACAUAUUAAAUUUCUUGGAACUAAAAUGAAUAUUAAUGUUAAAAAAAUUGAAGUUUUACCAGUUCUUACUGUUUCUGGUUCACCAACUGUUCAUGUUAUUGGAAAAAAUCUUAAAAAUGGUGUAUCUAUGUUUCCUGAUAUUGAAAUAAGUGCAGUAAAUGCUGAAGAAGGUGUUGAUUUAACUGAAAAAUCUACACUUGAUUGGUGUCAAAUUCAUCUUAAUCCAUCACGUGAUCUUGAUUUAGAAUAUUUCUCCAGUCCAGCAUCACUUAUUGCAUUAUUAAAUGUUGAUUUUGAACAUGAUAAACAAGGAAUAUUAUUAAAAGGAAAAGAAAAAAUAAGUGGAUAUCGUGAUAUUAUUAGACAAAUUAAUUAUUUUAGUACAAGAAUUGAUGCUUACAGUAAAAGAACAUUCAUUCUUCAAUGUUCGAUGAUGGAUGGUAAAGUUGAAAGUAAUAAAUUUACAGCUGUUCUUGAUAUUAAAGAUAAUUCAAAUGAAGAAAAUCCAAUUUUACCAAUAAAACCAUUUGAUGCUGCAUUUGUUGAUGAAAAUAGUAAUACACCAGUCCUUCAAAUUGAUGAUGAUUUUGAAAAACAUUUUGAACCUACUUUUGAUCAAAGUGGUUCUAAUAGAUUACAAAAUAUUCUUGAAUUAGAUUUACCAAGACCAAAAGCAUUAUAUAAAAUGGGCCAAGGUGCUAUGGGUCAAGGUGCUAUUGCUGGUGGUGCUGUAGCUGUAGUUGUUGUUGUUUGUGUUGGAUUUUUACUUGUUCUUCUUGUUGUUGGUGUUCUUAAAAUGAGAGAUGCGCCUGUUCAAAGAAGAGGAAAAGGAGAAAAAGAUAGAACAUUAGAAUCUGGAAUGGAAUGGGAUGAUAGUGGUAUGAAUAUAACUGUUAAUCCAUUAGAAGAUGUUGAAAAAAAUGAUGAAGAAUGUGUUUAUGAAGAUGAAAAUAGUUCUGAUUGUGAAAGUAUGUAUAGUUAUAGAGCUGAAGAUGAUAUUACUGAAGAUGAUGAUGAUGAUGAUGAAGAAAUGGAACCUGUUCUUCCACAUGCACAAAAUAGUCGUCAAGGUUUAGAAUGGGAUGAUUCAACAUUAACAAAUGUCUCACGAACAUAUCGUGUUUGA